CCCUUAAAGAAUGCGUUCCAGAAGCAGUGACACGGAGGGCUCAGCCCAAAAGCAAUUUCCAAGACAUAGUGAAGACUACAGUUUCCAAGGUCCUGAGGACAUGAAGCAGAGACAGCAAGACAAAGACCCCACCAGUGAGUCAGAUGCAAUCCUUCCAUAUCCUAAGUCACACAGUGGUAAUGGCCACCAAGGAGAAGACCUCUCAAGAGACGACCUAUUAUUUCUUCUCAGCAUUCUGGAGGGAGAACUGCAGGCUCGAGAUGAAGUCAUAGGCAUUUUAAAGGCUGACAAAAUGGACUUGGCUUUGCUGGAAGCUCAGUAUGGGUUUGUCACUCCAAAAAAGGUGCUAGAAGCUCUCCAGCGAGAUGCUUUUCAAGCAAAAUCUGCCCCUUGGCAGGAGGACAUCUAUGAGAAACCAAUGAAUGAGUUGGACAAAGUCGUGGAAAAACAUAAAGAAUCUCACAGACGAAUCCUGGAACAGCUUUUAACGGUAGAAAAAUCUCACAGGCAAACCAUAUUAGAGUUGGAGGAAGAAAAGAGAAAACAUAAAGAAUACAUGGAGAAGAGUGAUGAAUUCAUAAGCUUGCUAGAACAGGAAUGUGAAAGAUUAAAAAGGUUAAUUGACCAAGAAACGGAGUCCCAGAAGAAGAAGGAGCAAGAAAAAGAGAAGAGGGUCACUGCCCUGAAAGAGGAGCUGACCAAACUGAAGUCUUUUGCUUUGAUGGUGGUGGACGAACAACAAAGGCUGACGGCACAGCUUGCCCUUCAAAGACAGAAAAUCCAAGACCUAACCACGAGUGCAAAGGAAACACAUGCUAAACUAGCCCUUGCUGAAGCCAGAGUUCAGGAAGAAGAGCAGAAGGCAACCAGACUAGAGAACGAUCUGCAAACGCAGACCACAAAGUUUCACCAGAACCAAGAAACAAUUAUGGCGAAGCUCACCAAUGAGGACAGCCAAAAUCGCCAGCUUCGACAAAAGCUGGCAGCACUCAGCCGGCAAAUUGAUGAGUUAGAAGAGACAAACAGGUCUUUACGAAAAGCAGAAGAGGAGCUGCAAGAUAUAAAAGAAAAAAUUAACAAGGGAGAAUAUGGAAACUCCAGCAUCCUGGCUGAGGUUGAGGAGCUCAGGAAACGUGUGCUAGAAAUGGAAGGGAAGGAUGAAGAGCUCAUAAAAAUGGAGGAGCAGUGCAGAGAUCUCAAUAAGAGGCUGGAAAAGGAAACAUCACUGAGUAAAGACUUUAAACUCGAGGUUGAAAAACUCAGUAAAAGAAUUAUGGCUCUGGAAAAAUUAGAAGAUGCUUUCAACAAAAGCAAACAAGAAUGUUACUCUCUGAAAUGUAAUUUAGAAAAAGAAAGGAUGACCACAAAGCAGUUAUCUCAGGAACUGGAGAGUUUAAAGAUAAGGAUCAAAGAGCUAGAAGCCAUUGAAAGUCGGCUGGAGAAGACAGAAUUCACCCUAAAAGAGGAUUUAACUAAACUGAAAACAUUAACUGUGAUGCUGGUAGAUGAACGGAAAACAAUGAGUGAAAAAUUAAAGCAAACUGAAGAUAAGUUACAAGCUGCUGCUUCUCAGCUUCAAAUGGAGCAAAAUAAAGUGACAACGGUUACUGAGAAGUUAAUUGAAGAAACUAAAAGGGCACUGAAGUCCAAAACUGAUGUGGAAGAAAAAAUGUACAGUGUAACGAAAGAGAGAGAUGAUCUAAAAAACAAACUGAAAGCAGAAGAAGAGAAAGGAAAUGAUCUCCUGUCCAAAGUUAACAUGUUGAAAAACAGGCUUCAAUCAUUGGAAGCAAUUGAGAAAGAUUUCCUAAAAAACAAAUUAAAUCAAGAUUCUGGUAAGUCCACAACAGCAUUACACCAAGAGAACAAUAGGAUUAAAGAGCUCUCUCAAGAAGUGGAAAGACUGAAACUGAAGUUAAAGGAUAUGAAAGCCAUUGAGGAUGACCUCAUGAAAACUGAAGAUGAGUAUGAGACGCUAGAACGAAGGUAUGCUAAUGAACGAGACAAAGCUCAAUUUUUAUCUGAAGAGCUGGAACAUGUUAAAAUGGAACUUGCCAAAUACAAGUUAGCAGAAAAGACAGAGUCCAGCCAUGAACAAUGGCUUUUCAAAAGGCUUCAGGAAGAAGAAGCUAAAUCAGGUCACCUCUCAAGAGAAGUGGAUGCGCUGAAAGAGAAAAUUCAUGAAUACAUGGCAACUGAGGACCUGAUAUGUCACCUCCAGGGAGAUCAUUCAGUUCUGCAAAAGAAACUCAGUCAACAAGAAAACAGGAACAGAGAUUUAGGAAGAGAGAUUGAAAACCUCACUAAAGAGUUAGAGCGGUACCGUCAUUUCAGUAAGAGCCUCCGGCCCAGUCUCAAUGGAAGAAGAAUCUCUGACCCUCAAGUAUUUUCCAAAGAAGUUCAAACAGAAGCAGUGGACAAUGAGCCACCUGAUUACAAGAGUCUCAUUCCUCUGGAACGAGCAGUCAUCAACGGUCAGUUAUAUGAGGAGAGUGAGGACCAGAAUGAGGACCCUCAUGAUGAGGAGUCCAUGCUGUCCUUCAAAUGCAACUCAUCUACUCCCUGUCCUGUUAACAGGAAGCUAUGGAUUCCUUGGAUGAAGUCCAAGGAGGGCCACCCUCAGAAUGGAAAAAUACAAACUAAACCCAGUGGCAACUUCGUGCAACCUGGAGAUCUAGUCCUAAGCCACACACCUGGGCAGCCACUUCAUAUAAAGGUUACUCCAGACCAUGUCCAAAACACAGCCACUCUUGAAAUCACAAGUCCGACCACAGAGAGUCCUCACUCUUACACAAGCACUGCAGUGAUACCAAACUGUGGCACCCCAAAGCAAAGAAUAACCAUCCUCCAAAAUGCUUCCAUAACUCCAGUGAAAUCAAAAACCUCUGCUGAAGGCCUUAUGAAUUUCGAGCAAGGCAUGCCCCCAAUUACCAUGGCGACCUUUGCCAGGGCACAGACCCCAGAGUCUUGUGGUUCCAUAACUCCAGAAAGGACAAUGUCACCUAUUCAGGUUUUGGCUGUUACUGGUUCAGCUAGCUCCCCUGAGCAGGGACGCUCUCCAGAGCCGAUAGAAAUCAGUGCCAAGCACACGAUUUUCAGAGUCUCCCCUGAUCGGCAGUCAUCAUGGCAGUUUCAGCGUUCAAACAGUAACAGUUCAAGUGUGAUAACUACUGAGGAUAAUAAAAUCCACAUUCAUUUAGGAAGUCCUUACAUGCAAGCCGUAGCUAGCCCCGUGAGACCUGCCAGCCCUUCAGCAUCACUGCAGGAUAACCGAACUCAAAGCUUAACUAAUGGGGCACUAAACAAAACAACCAAUAAAGUCACCAGCAGUAUUACUAUCACACCAACAGCCACACCUCUUCCUCGACAAUCACAAAUUACAAUCAAGGAGGUAUGCAAGCAGAGAAUCCCAACACGGAUCCCUAAACCAAAAUCUACAGGCAUUGCUAAGCUUUCCCCUAAAGCUCUCCCAGGGCCUAUGGAUAAGACUGGCUGUGGGAAGCUUCACAUCAUAAGGACUGUCACCUCUAAUACUUUCCUCCACAUGGGAGGGAAAAGGUAAGUCAUGCAAAUGUACUGCCUGGAUACAUUCACCUACAGAAAUAUCUGGAAAGCUGGAGUUACUAGUAUGGGAGGACAAAGAUGAAGGGCCGUCUCUCCAGGAAAUGGUGAAACAGCAAACAGACAGAUGUUCAUUCACAGGUUGCUGGACCUGGUGAAUAUCAUCCUGAAAGAGCAGGACAUAUGCAAUUACUUUAACUAUAUAUGUAUAUGCAUAUACACACAAUCACAGGCCCAGACACACACCCCAAAUCCUCCCAACUCCUCAUCCUACUUGUAAUCCAACCCAAAGUUGGACUAUCAUUAGCCUGGAAUAGGACUGAAUUCAUUAGAACAGAUCAAAAGUUUUCUGGUGAACCCAGAAGCAAUUCAUUCCACAGAACUUUGCCAAGAAGAUGUGGUAUCAAGGAUUCCUAAUCUGCUUCAAGAAAGUCAGAUUAUUUCCAUCAAAAUGGCACGACAACUAAAAUCAUACUUUAAGUUCUAAAAAUAUGACUUCUUUAUGACCAGGAGGAAAAAAACAAGUGGUACUUCUUAGUUACGAGGAAGAAAGGAACAACAAAAAUGAGUAACAGCCGAACACGUCCUUUGUGUGGCCUACCUGAUAACUGCUGGUGUAGUGUGUACACUUGGCCGCUGGCACUUAGUCUUCUGUCCCACUUUCCCUAGUAAGUUGCCCCUCCUGUAUAUAUAGGCCACGGAAUCUCAUUGCUAGGCUUGUAAAGCCAACCAUUUUAGAUUGGUAUCGUUGCUUUCUAUAGUAAUCAGGACAUCUGAGAGUCAAAGGUCACUAAUACUAAGAUCUUUUAGGGAGAUAUGAAUCACUGUCUUGGAUGUUUAAAAAAAAAGACAAUUUAUCAUCUCAAAGGACAUUCUUUAAUCACAUCUGAAUCAACACUAUUGAAAACUCGGUUCAAAAAAAAAGCUUGGGAUCAGGAGACUCAAAUUCCAAUUCCAGUUUUUCACUCAUUUGACACUGAGCUUGGCAUUCAUUAGUCUAAGCCUUGAGUUUCUAGUAUGUAAAACAGAAAAGCUGAAUAAUUCUUCAGGUCCCUUCCAGUUCUCGUCAUCCGUGAGUAUGUCAACUAAGAAAACUGAAUUCAACCAGUCAUCUACAAGGCGGGGCUCAGUUCCCUGGCAGUAAACUACAGUGGUUCUUUUCUUCACACUAAAAACUCACUGAAUCAAGGGAAACAUGUGUCUGUAAUUUAGUGUGGAUAGAGUAACACAAUGAUAUUUUAAGACAAAUAAGGCAUUUCUGACAUGGGAGACAGUUAUAUCUCACAAAGCUUCAGUCAGAAAAAAUAAAUACAUUCUACAGAGAGCAUACCCAAGGUUUUCUGUGAUUUGGCACUAAGAACUGGAUGCAUGAUCCUGGAAGAAAUCCUGCUGGUUAAGGACAGUGCUUUAGCUGGCUGUCCUGGGAUGGAGUCAGCAGAGCAGGAGCAAAGGAACUGCCAUUCUUCACAUUCAUCCAGCCAGUCCCAACUCAAUGCACUGAUGUCACUAUACAAAUGUCCCUGGGACCCACUUCAAUUUCAAGGAGGAGGACAAGGCGCUGGAAGCCUGGGUAGCAUUGAGCUGUACCAGCCAAAGAGAGGGAUGAUGUGCAGCAGUCAGCAGGCAAGCGGCAUAGGGAGAAGGUGAGGAGGUUGGGUGAAUUAAAAACCCGAAGUGGAAGAGUCUAAGUUAAAUGAAAGCAGUAAGAGAAUAAUGGAAGGAGUGGACUACAAAAAAAGAUGAUGACCCUCUGACAUGAAAAUAAUACAAGAGAGACAGUUCAGAAGGAAGUGCAGGGCAGUAACAGGUGGAUGGUGCAGUGGGAAAAUGCGUAGGGGGCUUAGGGCUGUGCCUGACAUUAGCAGGUAAUAUUCAGCGAACAGAGAAUGAGUGAAUGAGGGAGAGAAGGGCCAUUCAGUCACGACAUAAGUGAGAAAAGGUGCUAAGAGAUCGCACUGGUAUAUGAUAGGGUCAGGAAAAGCAGAUAUGCUGGGUACCAUUCAACACUGAUAAUUAUGCUAAUGCAAAGAAAAAACACUGAACCUCCUAGGGUGGAACCCAAAUAGACUGAAGAAAACCAUGAAACAAAACAGGAAAAACAAGCACCAACAGUACUCCUGGAAAAACUCAAUACCCUGGGAAUGUUUUACCUUGAAGAUGAACACAAAAUAUAUUUUACGUUAGAGAUUUCAAACUUGUUUUCUGCUAUGUUAAGAGACUCCCUAAAGUACAUUUUCAUGCCAAGCGGCAUAAGUUCAAGAGCAAGCAAGAUAAGAAAGACAAGAUAUUGUACAAAUAACUAAAAAAAGGAUAGGAAAAUAGCUACACUUCUAUGGCAAGCAGCAGAAACCUAUCUUUAAAUGGUAAUACAGUUCUAAUCCCAUUAAGACAAAAGUCUUUAAAAUAACACAAUCUAUCCUAACAAAAACUAUGCUUAUUUUAAAGCAAUAUGUAGUGCAAUAAAAAUGCAUAAACAACUUAGACCUGGGAUAAGUUCAACAAAAUGGUGUUUGACCUAUAACACAACCAAAAUAUAAAGAAUUCUGCCUCCUGAGCAUAAUCCUGUUUCUGCAGAACUGUGAUUCUUCCAAAGAUAAAAAUAAAAGAAGCUAUCCUAAUAAUUCUAUAGUGAUUUUAUUAAGUUAAAUUUUUAAAAGGAAGCAGAUAAAAAUCCAAGUGAACAAAAACACGUUCAAACUGCAACAAAAAUUUUAAUUUUUGUAUGAUUUUGCAUGCUGGAGUCUUCCCUCAGCUGUUCAUUUAUUUAGCUUCAAUGAUUUCGGAACUAAUCUCCUUGCAACUUUUUAGAAUAAAGUAUCUGAUUGUAACAGGAAAGUGACUGAUCUCACACAUAACUGAUAAUUCUGGACUGAGUAAUGGAGUAACUGACGUAAUGGAGUAAUUCUCUCUGGGACGCAUUUCAAAUUCCUGCUUUUGAGGACAUGUGACAUAACACUUGGGGUCUGACACUGAGUCUGGGGCAGGGGUCUAUAAAUGUAAAGACCCCACAGGCCAAAUUCAGCCCACUGUCUUUUUGUAUGUCCUGCAAGUUAAGAAUAGUUUUUACUUUUAAAUAGAAAAAAAAAAUCAAAAGAAAAAUAUUUUGUGAGAUGUGAAAAUUACAUGAAAUUCAAAUUUCAUUGUCUAUAGAUAAAGUUCUAUUGGAACACAGCCACAUUCAUUUGUUUACAUAUUUAUUAUCUGAUCAUUUUUUAUGCUACAAUAGCAGAGUUGAGCAGCUGUGACACUGGCCAACAAAGCCUAAAAUAUUUACUACCUGGCCUUUUACAAAAAAAGUUUCCUGACCUCUGGUCUAGUGUAAACUAGACUAACAAGGAACUCAAGAGCUUAAGAAGAGCUGAAUCAACUAAUUUUUAAAAGCAAUGCUAGCAAUUUAAGAAUGCAAUUAAGAAUUCUAUGAAAGCUGAUGAAAAUGGGAAAACUAUAUUUCAAGCUGUUUGUGAUAUAUUUAGUAAAAUGUAUACUUCUAUGAAUGCCCUAAAGUGUUCAACUAAAGAACAUCAGAUGAGAAAGGAUUUGUGCCACAAAAUAAUGUAAUGUGUUAAUGUUGAAUCUGAGGGGGAAAUGGAACUAUUUCUAGGCCUUCCAAAUUCCCGGCAUUUUCUAAGACAGCAGAGCUACUGUACAUGUUAUUUAGAGAAAGAUGUGUAAAUUUGUACCUUUAAACGUUCAUAAUUGUUGUCAAGAACCACUUGUUUAAUCAUUUGCAAGAAUUAUAGAAAUUGUAUACAGUAAAGUAAAACUUGGUCUUUGUUACACAGUCUUCAAGUACAGAACAAAAAUGUUGCACCUAUCCCUCUCCUCUUUCCUUCCUCUCACCUUUUAAAAUUUAUCCUACCCCUGUUUUUUGCCCUUAAGCAUCUGUCUUAAAAGAAUAUCACUUGCAUUUUGAUUGAACCACAUCAAUGUAUAAAUCCCAUAAACAGAUUAUGUUUUUCCCUCUAACUCCAUUACAGUGUCUAAAAGAGAGCCUAGCAUGAGAGUUCAAUAAAUGACUUUGAAAACAA
Molecule: messenger RNA, 7589 nt
Organism: Balaenoptera acutorostrata (minke whale)
Lineage: Eukaryota; Metazoa; Chordata; Mammalia; Artiodactyla; Balaenopteridae
Gene: FILIP1L
Product: filamin A interacting protein 1 like
Exons: 5
Coding region: 11-3562 (1183 amino acids)
Source: RefSeq, a predicted model, not a curated record